Theileria annulata is the source of this 1851-nucleotide messenger RNA. RefSeq lists its product as uncharacterized. Gene Ontology annotation, molecular function: carbonate dehydratase activity; zinc ion binding. Bases 1 to 1851 code for a protein of 616 amino acids. NCBI's taxonomy places the organism in Eukaryota, Apicomplexa, Aconoidasida, Piroplasmida, Theileriidae. The transcript has 4 exons. The record is from RefSeq and is a predicted model, not a curated record.
AUGCGUUGGAAUAAAUGUGCAAAGUCCAUUUUGAUCUUGGUAUUUCUGAGUACCAAAUCGCUACUAAAAACUUGUGAAUGCCAAAAUAAUGGAAAUCACACCAGUAAAUCCAGUAAUACUGGAAAUUCAGUCCCAGUAGCAUUUACACAUGUUCAAGAUUCUAAUUCCCAAUCCACUUCACAAACACAAGAAAAUAUUAAACAACAUAAUAAUUAUACACCUCUCACUUUUACAGGUUCUAAAGUACCGGCAUGGGAUUAUGGUAGACAUGGAUCUGAUUGGACUCAUGGCAUGUGUAGUGCUGGAUUAAAGCAGUCUCCAGUAGACUUGCAUGUUGAAGGUUUAGUUGAAGACCUUCCAUUUAAUUUGAAGGAGGUGUAUGACUCAGUAUUGAGAGGGGAGUCACCAGACCUUAAAUAUAAUUCUUGGAAACGAGGUGACAUGGUUUUAAGGUCACCAAACGUGUUCAGAAUAACAGUGCCUCAAAAUGAAGGUUCAACCUUCGGGGCUCUGUUCACUACCGAUAAACCCAAUUUAUAUAUGGCCACUCAUAUAGACUUUCACUCUCCAAGUGAACAUACUUUCGAUGGAUCUGCUAAUCGCAGACAAAUUGAAGUGCAAAUCUGGCAUUAUCUCAGUGAUGCACCUUCUAGUGAUCUUGGAAUUGGAUCUAUCGAUUCUCCUGAAACUACUGAUGUUAAUAUUCUCAUUACUAAAGCCGUUAAAAAAACACCCAAUACCGGCACUACAGCUGAUACUACCACCACUGGUAGUACAAAAGCCACUGCUACCACUAGUAGUGACUCCAGCACUAGUAAUAGUGUUGAAGUAACUAAAGGUAAAGAUGUAGAUGCAAGUGGAGUAAAAAAUGUAAAAUCUGUUGAUUUAUCUCAUUUAAAUCUUCAUACUGUUGAUUCAAGUAAAGAUAACCAUCUAAACACCGAUACUCAACAUGACACAUCUAGUACAGCUAAAAGUACUGAUUAUACUGAAGAUGAUCAUCCUGAGUUUUAUUAUGAGGCUGAUGAUCAUCCCAGUAUGGUCCAAUUAUCUGAAGAUUUACACCCACUGAACUCUGGGAAAUCAUCGAGCUACAAGAAACUACUUGAAAACGACCGUUACGAUUUGUUUAACAAAUACCUUUUAACUCACUUGAACAACUCGGCCAAUAACCUGAAUAGUGAGCAGGUGCAUAUAAGGGAAAAGAAGAUGGCUCGAGAAAAGGGGACCCACUGGGGCAGGUGGGCUGUAAUUUCUCUAACUUUUAUGAGUGAAGAGAUUGAGAAGACUAAUAUUGAGAGUCUGAAAACGUUUCCUUCUGAGCGUUUUAUGAGUGAAGUUUUCAAGGCUGGGUCCUCAGUCACUAUUACUGAGAAUGACAAUUACUUAUCAGUUGGAGAUUUGAAUACUAACCAUGUUGAAACACCUUUGCCUGUUGUUGAUCUUGAUACUCCUCUGAACUUGUCUUCACUGUUCAUGAUGCUUGAGGUUAAGAACGUGAAUUACUUUGCUUACGACGGUUCUUUUACUCAGCCUGGUUGUGAAGAGACUGUCAGGUGGUAUGUGGCUAAGGAGUCACUUCCGAUAUCCACUGAGCUUAUGCUUCAGCUUCAUCGCAUGCUCAAUCCUAAUCCUCACGUUCAGAACCCUAACAACUAUGUGGACAAUUACAGGGAGCUUCAGAACGUCAAUAACAAAUGCAGAAAUGUUGGCAAGGUCAGGUUCGUGCACGGUUACCCGAUGGAAUACUUUGUCAUAUCCCCGUUCUCUCAUGAACAUCAAGUUUCAGCUUUCAGACUCAGUCGUCUUUAUCUUGUUUUCAUUAUUUCAAUAUUAUUAAUGUUAUAUUAA